CGGCCGAGCCGACAGGUGUGCGCGUUCUAUUUAAACCAUUGUCCGUCGCUUGGCAAAGCCAGCCCGCAACUCCGGGAGCCAGCAGCGAUAACUCAGAACCAACCAGACACACACAGACACAGAACAGAGUGAAUUUAAGGAUGGAAGGGGAGAGCGGGCAAUAGGAGAUUUGUACUCCCGGGACGAUUGGGAGAUUUUUCUUCGCUGAAGGUACACACAGGGAUCGGUAGAGGAAGAUUACCGCUUUCUGCAGCGGAAGGGUCCGGAUUGCUGGAAAUCUUGGUUUCAAUGAAGUGAAUUGAAGACGCGAGAGAGAGAGAAGAGGGGAAAACAUUCCAGAGCCGGCGUGACGUUCCCCCGAGAGAGAGAGGGGACGGAUAGUGAGAAUCUCUGCAGCUUUUUGAACCAGGCGGAUCUGACACAGACAGACCUUGACAGAACACCGUACCCAGCUCUCUCUCUCUCUCUGACAGGGAGUCAAUGUAGAGCGGUCCUUAAAUAAACCCCGCACCAUCCUCCGGCCGAGGGAGCAGUCCCGGAGCAGACCGACACACGGACAGAGGGAGGAGGCAGGAUUAGAUACAAUCCGGGCCAGUUCGACAUACCUCUCCCUGCGGUUCCCUUCUCGCUCUCUCCCUCUCUCUCAAUCUCUCUCCCCUGGACAGUGGUAUCUGUGACCUGACUGCGUUUCCUUUCACGGUUUUUUUUCUCUCUCUCUCAACUCCACGUUCCCGGAGGUUCCUUGCUGUCCGGCCCCAUCUCUGACGGGCGAGCCCCAGUUAAUUUAGCCCCUUCACCAGCGGUCUGCCAGCCUUCGGGAUUAAAUCCGGAUUCAACCCGCUCCAGGGAGUCUCUUUGCAGACGAUAGGAGUACACACUGUGUGUGUGUGUGUUUUUGUUAUUCCCCCAUCUCUUUCACUGACAAUUAAAUCAUCCAGUUAACAAGAAUCUGCAACAAACGAGCUUCAGGAUGCGGCUCCUGUCCCCACGCCUCAGCUAUCUGUGCCUGCAACUGCUGACCUUUUGUUUCCAAGCUCAGGUAACCUCUCAGUCACCGCCUAAUUUUACACAGCACGUUAGGGAGCAGACCAGGCAGACGGACCGGCUGAGCAGGAGGUUAAUCCGCACCUACCAACUCUACAGCCGCACCAGCGGGAAACAUGUGCAGGUCCUGGGCAAGAAAAUCAACGCCAAAGCGGAGGAUGGAGAUAAGUACGCCAAACUGAUUGUGGAGACAGACACCUUCGGGAGCAGAGUCCGCAUUAAGGGAGCCGAGUCCGGGUUUUACAUCUGUAUGAACAAGCGAGGAAAACUGAUCGGCAAGCGAAGCGGGAAGAGCAAGGAUUGUGUCUUCACUGAAAUUGUGCUGGAGAACAACUACACGGCUCUGCAGAACGCCAAGUACGAAGGAUGGUUCAUGGCUUUCACCCGGAAAGGGAGACCCAGGAAAGGGUCGAAGACCAGGCAGCACCAGAGGGAGGUGCAUUUCAUGAAGAGAUUACCCAAAGGUCACCUGUCCUCUUUGGACAGCCACAGACACUUCGAGUUCAUCAACUACCCUUUCUCGAGCAGGACUAAACGCACCAGACACUCCAGGCCUCGGUAGAAACAGCCACCGUCCCCAAGGUCACCACUCUCUCCAGUGACCUUUACUGCAGAUAAUGGAUGGACCCACUCUGUCUUUUCUUUAAAAUAAAUGAGAUGCUUUAUUUUUCUAUUCAACUCCAACUGAUGAGACUACAUCACCAGGCGUUUGGGAAAAUAAUUCAGUCUGAAGUAAAGUUUAAAUAGUUUUCAGAACAAGAGAAGGACAGGAACACACAAGGAUUCUGUGACAGGGAAAGGGAAAUCCUUCCAAACCUGAGCUGCUGGUCUGUUUGAUUCCUAAGCUGAGAUGAGAGCCUGAGACUGGUUUAUUGUUGUAUAUAAAUGAGUUAGCUAGCUAGAGUGGAAGGAUGGAAGAUUUACUUUUAUUCUCCCAUGGUCCUCUUCAAAUGCUGCUUUUGAUACGUCUUCACUUAAGUGUGAUGUCCUGAGGAAUGAAUUACCAAGAUAUCUACAAAACAAAAUCUGCUGGACUUGAGUUUAGCCCUCAGUUCUGUCCCUAGGUAUUGUUACAAGUCAUUCGUUGUCCAACUGCAUUCUCUGAAUCUUAGAACAGACAUACACACUGCAAACAAUUAUAACCUCAAACUGUCUUAAUAUUUCUCCAUUUUCUUACUUACCUAUUUUAGUACAACACUGUAUUGUUGCCAAGAAACUGGCAUAAUGUCUUUUGUAUUUUUUUUUGGAGAAUUGUGUAAAAUAAUUUUUAAUGAGAAUAUUUAUUUAAUAACUGUAUUAAAUUUGUAUUAGAAUACAGAAAGUAAUUUGUGUGAUGUCACUGUAAGAUAGCACAGGAUGUCAGGGAUUGUGUGAGACAUGAAUGCUCCAGCAGUUAGACAAGGGAACACAAAGAAAAGGCAGAUAAAUAAAAGCUCACGUACAGAGGGAAAUGGAAAGAGAAUGGAGAGAAGUGAAAUAUAACUCUGAGAAAGAGAAACUGAAGAGAAUGAAAGAAAUAAAAAGAAGGAAGGUUGGGAGAAGUCAGGGACAAGGAAGAAAAUGGCAUAGUGAUAAUGCCACUGGACUAGUCAUCUGUAAACUGAGACUACAGGGAACUUGGGUUCGAAUCCCACCAUGACAGUGGAUGCAAUUUAAUUAAUAAAAUGGAAUAUAAAACUAGUAAGAGUAAUGAAGACCAUAACAACCAUCAAUUGUUAUGGAAACCCAUCUCUUUCAUUGAUAUUUGUCUGGAGAAGGAAAUCUUUUGUCCUGACCUUGUCUGGCCUAUCUGUGACUCCAGACCCAGAGCAACAUGGUUGACUCCUAGCUCUCCUCGGAAAUAGCCCAGUAAGCCAUUCAGUUCAAGGGCAAUUAGGGACAAGUAACAAAUGCCUCACUUGCCAGCGAUACCCACAUCCCAUGAACGAUUUUUAAAAAUGGCUAUUAAGGAUUGUCCCACCUCUCACAUCAUAGAAUUGUUUUGUAUUUCGAAUAAGCCUAUAUUGUCACCUCUGUUUCAUUUUAGUGGAUCAUUUUAUUAGAAACUUCUUUUAAAUUCACCUUUUAGUCAGGGGUCUUGAAAAGUGUAAAAACAACACAUAUACAAUUAGAAAGAGGUGGAUUUGUGUGUGUAAGGGGAAAUACUUCCAUCACACUGAGGUGGAUAGAUAUACUAAUAGAUAGAUAAACUGACAGGCAGAUGACUACGCAGGUAAAUACUAUGACUUUUAGUAUAAUAAAUUGGGGAAUGCUUCCUGUUAUUACCUUCAGCAAAAUAAUAAAUAUAUCUUUAUAUGUUUUACAUGAGUUUACCAUCUCAUAUCAUAGUUGCACAGAUCUAGAAUCAAAGGCACAAUUACUCAUUGGAACCGAGCUCAGCUAAUUUGCAUAUACUUUUGACGAGUAAUGUGCUCAAAACAACUGGUCAGUGUUAUCUACUGUCAGGCUCUGUAUAAA
Molecule: messenger RNA, 3501 nt
Organism: Hemiscyllium ocellatum (epaulette shark)
Lineage: Eukaryota; Metazoa; Chordata; Chondrichthyes; Orectolobiformes; Hemiscylliidae
Gene: fgf8b
Product: fibroblast growth factor 8b
Exons: 5
Coding region: 971-1606 (211 amino acids)
Biological process (GO): regulation of cell migration; positive regulation of gene expression; positive regulation of cell population proliferation
Cellular component (GO): cytoplasm
Molecular function (GO): type 2 fibroblast growth factor receptor binding; type 1 fibroblast growth factor receptor binding; growth factor activity
Source: RefSeq, a predicted model, not a curated record